Molecule: messenger RNA, 1186 nt
Organism: Jaminaea rosea
Lineage: Eukaryota; Fungi; Basidiomycota; Exobasidiomycetes; Microstromatales
Exons: 1
Coding region: 286-723 (145 amino acids)
Source: RefSeq, a predicted model, not a curated record
CGAUUUUGACUCAGAGCCGAUUGAGUUGGAUGAGAGGAUCAAGGGGGGAGUCACAUCACCUUACGGGCGACGUGGAUGAGCGGUUGUCGACUUCCACGCUCGCUCCCUCCUUCCUGCUCAGCAUCUCAUUGAUAUAAACACCCCGCAAUCCUCGACUGCUUCGUAUCCCCUCCCCAUCAUUACCACUAGCUACAUUGCCUAUCGCUCCUAGCUACCACUAGCUCACGCGUAAACAUAUCUGCACACGCUAAGCCUCAACCUUUGACACAUAUCCAUACGCCCACAAUGGCCUCUUUCUCCUCCUACCUCUCCUUCUCGGCCAUGUACGAGUUCGAGCAGUAUCAAAAAGACCUCGCCAAGCGUGCCCAAGCCAGCAAGAGCGGCGGUGUUCUCCGACGAGACUCCAACUCGUCUACCACCUCGAGCAACUACUCUGCUUCAUCCGCUUCCUCGUCGAGCACCAGCUCCUCGUCGCGACGCGUCCACUUUCUCAACCACUCGGACAGUGACAGCGACCUUGCCUCCUCUCCCUCGUCGUCAAGCGUCUACGCCUCGCACGCCGCUCGUCUCCACUCUUCUGGCAAGCGCUACUCCACCGCAGAUGGCAGCCUGAGGGGAUCGCAAUGCCCUUGGGACCUCUGCACGCACAAUGCUACGUGCAGGCGAUGCAUCUCCAAGCAGAUUGAGGAGCAGGACCUCAGUCUCCAGAGGUUCGGGAGGUGAUGUCCUGAGGAGACAGGGUAGUCAUCGCGAUGACGACCUGCAGCAGACAAUCAACCACUACUCAUACGAGGCCUAGGCUACGGUCCACUUCUGUGCACCACUUUGCCAGACCGGCCGCCUCAGCGCAACCUAGAUGGCCACGCCGAGCCUAUCAGGCUCACCCUCGAGAGCUCAACGCCAGCAUCGCUACCAGCGAUCACGGCUUGCUCGGAGUUCUUCAGCGGUCGCGCCUUGCCCCGUACCGCUUCUGUAGCAAGGAUGUUCAGCCUACUUUCCGGCUCGAGAUUGAAUCUCGCCAUUGAAGCACAUCGGCCUGCCUAGCUCAGAUCAUUAGCUCUUGCUUUCACUGUCGUGUCAUGGAGACUCGGGCUCUUCAGUCACUUGAAUACAAACAUCAAUUGAAGCAUCACCAUGUCUGCGCAUCUGCCUGACUAUCUGAAUGAAUGACUUUCACCCUUGCCUC